AUGGCAGAGCAGAGGAUGGGAAGAUUUAAUAGCCAAGGGUUCUCCCUUCAGGCGCCACUUUCGAGGCCUAGCGAGCGGGCUGCAGCAGGCAGCAGCUGCAUGGUUGCAGACUCUACCAGAGACUUGUGGGACAGGCUCUUCUCUGAAGGGUACCAAGCUGAUGUUUUUGUCCACACAAACGAGGGCACUAUUCCAGCCCAUGCAAGCAUUCUUGGCAUGGCUUCGCCAGUGAUGAAGGACAUGUUGAAACUCGGAGGCUGUCGGAAGGCCAUCUCUAUACGCGGUGUCCCUCAUUGUGCCGUCAGAGCCUUCCUUCGCUUCCUCUACUCAUCAUGCUAUGAGCAGGAAGAGAUGAACCAAUUUGCGAUGCACCUGCUGGUGCUAUCACAUGUGUUUGCGAUCCCUGCGCUGAAGAAUGUAUGGGUGCAGCAGCUGGAGAGAGGCCUGCUAACUAUUGAGAAUGUGGUUGAUGUCUUCCAGCUAGCCAGGCUUUUUGAUGCUCCACGGCUUGGCCUCAUUUGCCACCGGAUGAUAGUGAGGAACUUCAAGGUGGUGUCUGCCUCUGAGGGGUGGAAGGUGAUGAAGCAAAGCAAUCCACGGCUGGAGAAGGAGCUCCUGGAAUCCGCGAUCGAUGCUGAUUUAAGAAAGAAUGAAAGGUUGAAGAAGUUGGAGGAGAGGAAGAUCUAUCUCCAGCUACAUGAGGCAAUGGAGGCCCUCGUUCACAUAUGCAGAGAUGGAUGCCGGACGAUAGGGCCCCAUGACAAGGUCCUAAAGCAAAGCACAACCCCCUGCAACUUCCCAGCUUGCAAAGGACUAGAAGCACUCGUUCGGCACUUCGCAGGCUGCAAGAACCGUGUCCUCGGUGGCUGCACUCAUUGCAAGAGGAUGUGGCAACUGCUUGAGCUCCACUCUCGGCUAUGCACACAAGUAGAUGGAUGCAAAGUUCCUCUCUGCAGGCAUUUCAAGGAGAAGUCGAGGCUUCAGAACAAAAAAGAUGAGGUGAAGUGGAAGCUGUUGGUGAGCAAAGUGCUAGAGGCAAAGAGCUUCUCCGGAGCUCCCUUCCUACAGUCCAUUGUUUCUGUGUGCACCUAAGCUUGUGUCACUUCCCAAGGGCUUCUCUCUGGCCAGAUAUGAUGCAUAGUAGAUCAGACUACAAAUAUACUGUGAGGAUUGUAAUAUGAUGUGCAUGGGUGAACGAAUACUUGAUCAGUAUCAGUAGUUGGCUAGCUGAAAUCACUUCAUUUGGGUUGAUAUUGCAAAUGGAGGUGCACUCU
Molecule: messenger RNA, 1274 nt
Organism: Elaeis guineensis (African oil palm)
Lineage: Eukaryota; Viridiplantae; Streptophyta; Magnoliopsida; Arecales; Arecaceae
Product: BTB/POZ and TAZ domain-containing protein 4-like
Source: RefSeq, a predicted model, not a curated record